Molecule: messenger RNA, 990 nt
Organism: Xylaria bambusicola
Lineage: Eukaryota; Fungi; Ascomycota; Sordariomycetes; Xylariales; Xylariaceae
Exons: 3
Coding region: 1-744 (247 amino acids)
Source: RefSeq, a predicted model, not a curated record
AUGUCACAAACCAAUGUCCUCAUCACUGGCGCAUCGCGCGGUCUGGGUCGAGCGCUCGUGGAGCGAUUCCUCGCCUUCCCAAACCAUACAGUGAUAGCCUUGAAUCGCGACCCCGAAGGCGCAACAUCAAAAGCGCUAUUCGCGCUCCCCAGAGGCUCCAAUACAACCCUCAUCGUGACCAAGUACGACGCAGCAGACGGCCAGAGCCCAUUCGAUGCCGUAAAGGAGCUGCAAGACAAGCACGGCAUCACGCACCUCGAUAUCGUCGUUGCCAACGCGGGUAUCGUGAAGAUCUUCCCGUAUGCCCGCGACGUCAAGCGCGAGGACAUUCUCGAGCACAUCCAGGUCAACGUCCUGGGCGUAGUAUCUAUUUUCCAGGCUACGCGCGAGCUAUUGAAGAAAUCAGCUCGUGAACCUAUCUUUGCGCCUAUGGGAUCUGGCGCUGGUGCUCUAGGACGACAACCCGAUAUUCCUAGCUCGGCAUAUGGUGCGUCCAAGUCCAUGGUAUACUGGUAUGGAAUCAGGAUCAACGCCGAAGAGGAGUGGCUUAACACGUUCGUCUUCGACCCCGCUUGGGCCCAGACCGACAUGGGGAAUGAGUCGGCGAGGAACUUCGGUCUUGAGAAAGCGACGCACAGCGUAGAUGAAGUGACGGAUGGACUGGUCCAGGUGUUGAGGACGACUUCGAAGGAGAAGCACGGUGGUAAAGCCGUCUUGUAUACUGGCGAGGUGCUGGAAUGGUAAUGGAAGUUUGGGGUAUGGGAUAGAAUAGACUAGACUGUCUCUUUCGUAGAACUGGGGGUGUUUGAAUGAACAUAGACUGUUUUAGUACCUAGGGUGAGCGUUCUCAAGAGGUUCGGCGUAUGCUGGGUGCCUAGAUAUAUUCUUGAUAGCAUAGCUUUAAGAAGAAUAUCAAUGAUUUACGCCAGUUAAUGCCAAAUGUUCCAGAAGUCGCCAGAUCAUGAUCUCGAACGCCUCCCAAAGAACGCC